Cyclopterus lumpus (lumpfish) is the source of this 2457-nucleotide messenger RNA. RefSeq names its product tachykinin receptor 3a (gene tacr3a). Gene Ontology annotation, molecular function: tachykinin receptor activity. NCBI's taxonomy places the organism in Eukaryota, Metazoa, Chordata, Actinopteri, Perciformes, Cyclopteridae. Bases 341 to 1567 code for a protein of 408 amino acids. Gene Ontology annotation, cellular component: plasma membrane; sperm midpiece. Gene Ontology annotation, biological process: G protein-coupled receptor signaling pathway; positive regulation of flagellated sperm motility. The transcript has 5 exons. The record is from RefSeq and is a predicted model, not a curated record.
CAUGCCUGUUGCUGCUGCGGGUGCCGGAGGAGAGAGGCUGUGCGCUCACACCCACAUUCAACAGGCACUGAAGGAUACUUGCGUUCCGCCGCGUUUUUAUUUGUAGACCUGUUACUGUAUGCGGACCUGAUGGAGACGUUCACUGUGGUGAACCUGGAGAUGUGCGUUUUUUAAGGGAUGACGAUGUGCUUAAGUUGCGCGCCAUGGUGCAUGUCUACGCGAUCCUCUCUCACCAUUCUAGCUUUUACGGCUCGGUGAGUAGAUCCGACUCGUGAAACGACCGACGCACUCACUAUAGUCGGUGGCGGGGGGGGGAAGGAGAAGAGGAGAAGAGAAGAGGAUGGCAGCUCCCCGCAACGCAUCCAACAUAACGGGAAACUACACCAACCAGUUUGUCCAGCCGCCGUGGCGCGUGGCUCUCUGGUCCGUCGCCUACAGUUCCGUGCUGGCGGUGGCUGUGUUUGGAAACCUCAUCGUGAUUUGGAUCAUUCUUGCCCACAAGCGUAUGAGGACGGUGACGAACUACUUUCUCUUAAACUUGGCGUUUUCGGACGCGUCGAUGGCCGCGUUUAACACUUUGAUAAACUUUAUCUACGCGACCCACGGGGAGUGGUACUUCGGGGAAGCGUACUGUAAAUUUCACAACUUCUUUCCGGUCACAUCCGUGUUUGCAAGCAUCUACUCCAUGACUGCGAUAGCUGUUGACAGGUACAUGGCCAUCAUCCAUCCGCUGAAGCCUCGUCUGUCGGCGAAGGCCACCACAGGAGUUAUUGUCUGUAUCUGGAGUCUGGCCGUGGUUCUGGCCUUCCCUCUCUGCUACUUCUCCACCACCCGAACUCUGCCCCGCAGGACCCUCUGCUACGUGGCCUGGCCCCGCAUGGCCGACGACCCCUUCAUGUAUCAUAUCAUAGUCACAGUUCUGGUCUACGUGCUGCCCCUAGUGGUGAUGGGCAUCACUUACACCAUCGUGGGGGUCACUCUGUGGGGAGGGGAGAUCCCAGGAGACUCAUCUGAUAACUAUCAUGGACAGCUCAGGGCCAAACGCAAGGUGGUGAAGAUGAUGAUCAUCGUAGUGGUGACCUUUGCCCUCUGCUGGCUGCCCUAUCACGUCUACUUCAUUGUGACGGGUCUCAACAAGCGUCUGAGCAAGUGGAAGUACAUCCAGCAGGUCUACCUGUCAGUGCUGUGGCUGGCGAUGAGCUCCACCAUGUACAACCCCAUCAUCUACUGCUGCCUUAACAGCAGGUUUCGAGCCGGCUUCAAGCGUGCGUUCCGUUGGUGCCCGUUCAUCAAGGUAUCCAGCUACGACGAGUCGGAGCUACGCUCCACGCGUCUGCAUCCGACACGCCAGAGCAGCAUGUACACGCUGUCACGAAUGGAUACCACCACGGUGUUGGUCUACGACUCCACCGAGGGCGAUGGCGGCACUGGAAGGAAGAAGUCCUUGUCGGCCAGGAAGAGAAGCUACAUCACGGCUCGCCACACGGAGAUCCCUGGAUGCAACGGUGACGGUGUGAAAGCGCCGAAUGGAGAAGCUCCGAGCGCUCAACCCGAGGAGUUCUCUUGAAGCGUAUUUUCAGAGACAUAUGUGUGCAAUAAAUAUACACUGAUGCAUAUUGCACUGUACAUAUGUUUGGUUUAUUUAGACAUGAUUUGAAUCAGCUGAUAUACAAUGGGAUCCACAUUUAUUUUCAAUGAAUGCUUGUUCAUUUUUCCCUACAUAAAAGCAUAAAAGCUUAGAGUAUUAAAGCAGCUGUAGUAAACCUACGCCAAGACAAGUAUAGCAGUUUAAAUAUGUUCCACAGCAGAAGAGCUCUGCUUUAAUAAAAUACAGCAUGCAUCAUAGGGAUUUUCCUAUGACCUAGGGUUGUUGUGUGUUGUAUUGUUUUAUAAAUUAUCAGUGUGUGUCUCUUUCACAAAAGCGGACUGCGAGCAGUAUUUACACGCCGUCACAAGUGGCAGCGUCAUAAUUCAAAAAGGAUUGUCGCUUGCAAAUACAGAUACAUUUGUGAGGCCCUUGGGGCUCUUCCAUCCUCAUGUAAGGGUUUCAAGUAUAGUGUUUGCUUUUAAUUGGUGAAACAACUCGAAAAUCGACAAUAGAGGAAAUUAUCUCGUUGCAAAUUGCAGCUGGGUAAAACGGGCCUCUCCUCCCAGGGUGCUUUGGGAGAGAUUUAUACAGCCUUUCAUUACUGAACUUUAGGGUUUGUUAUCAACCAAGAACAUAGCUGUAGAAUCUUGGCUAAACUGCAAAAUUGCCCAGAAAGAAAAGUGACUGAUAGCAACUGUGGCUGUGGUGUGUAAUGCUUUACAUUUCAUGUUCGGGAGCAGCCUUGACAACAUAUAAGGUGAAGAAUUCUUAAUUUGUACAGUGUGAUGAUCUAAAUGUAAUGGUUCGCCUAUGAGCGAUACGUUAAAGUCUUCUUCCUAUCCAAUAAAUCUCCCUUUGCAUUAAUUAAA